Messenger RNA from Ceratina calcarata, 1798 nucleotides. RefSeq names its product ras-related protein Rac1 (gene Rac1). The record is from RefSeq and is a predicted model, not a curated record. Gene Ontology annotation, molecular function: GTPase activity; GTP binding. Gene Ontology annotation, biological process: small GTPase-mediated signal transduction. The transcript has 3 exons. NCBI's taxonomy places the organism in Eukaryota, Metazoa, Arthropoda, Insecta, Hymenoptera, Apidae. Bases 529 to 1107 code for a protein of 192 amino acids.
ACGGUAGGAGUCUGUAUGUAGUAGUGCGCAGCGCGCCACCCGCAUAGAACGCAUUCGUAUUCGUUUACGAACAGUGUUAUAAUUUUAGGAAGAAUAUAGGAAUACAAGGGACGCGAACUUCAAUUAGAGUGAAUUUCGGUGAACCACGCGGGAUAAGGGCGGCAGUUAAAGGUUCGAGAAGCGAGAAGCGGUCGCGUCGGAAGUAUAGACGGUCGGCCAGGUAAAGGGGGCCACGUAUCGAGGUCACCGGUGAUUAGAAGACGAGAGACCCCCAGCCGGAGUCCUCGUCAUUUCCUAACGAUUAACGACUGUUAACUCUAGUCGUCCUGCCGCGAUUUCGAUCAGCGUAGAUCGCUCUGGUCGAAAACGGAACUGUUUCUUCGAAGGAUCCCCCUCGAUCUCCGUUGAAUCACCGUUGAGUGUCUCGUAGUUUCAAUCCCUCUCUCUCGCUCUCUUCGUCUUUCCUGGACUCCAUCCACUCUUUCGGGCAGCAGUUCUUUCGGUGAAACAAGUGAAGUCUGUACCAGGAUGCAGGCCAUAAAAUGCGUCGUCGUUGGUGACGGAGCCGUGGGUAAGACAUGUUUGUUGAUAAGCUACACGACAAACGCUUUCCCCGGCGAAUACAUACCAACCGUGUUCGACAACUAUUCCGCCAAUGUGAUGGUUGACGGGAAGCCGAUAAACCUGGGAUUAUGGGACACGGCGGGCCAAGAAGAUUACGAUAGGCUGCGUCCGCUCUCUUAUCCACAAACAGACGUCUUCUUGAUCUGUUUCUCCUUGGUGAAUCCAGCCAGCUUCGAGAAUGUGCGUGCCAAGUGGUAUCCAGAGGUGCGUCAUCACUGUCCGGCUACUCCUAUCAUCCUUGUAGGCACCAAGCUAGAUCUGCGUGAGGAUAAAGAGACCAUCGAACGGCUUAAGGAUAAGAAACUUGCACCCAUCACUUAUCCACAGGGUCUGUCCAUGGCGAAAGAGAUUGGAGCAGUGAAGUACCUGGAGUGCUCGGCGCUUACUCAGAAGGGUUUGAAAACCGUCUUCGACGAAGCCAUCCGAGCGGUACUCUGCCCCGUCCUCCAGGUGAAGCCAAAACGCAGAUGCUUCCUUCUAUAAUAUUAAAUUCAUCCAGUCGCUCGGAGAUCGAGAGAGAGAGAGAGGGUGAGGAAGGAAGGAAGAGAAAUUGGCGCCUGGUCUCGCCUCCUCCGUCGUAUCUGCCACAACAAGCGCACAAAUCUUGUCUUACAACAACCAACGGGGCGGAGGAGAAGGAGUAAAAAGGCGGACAGAGCUGUGUGUGGUGUACAAAAGAGAAAGAAGUCGUUUUCCUGCCGUAUUCACAGUUUCUACAAUCACGGAACUUAACGCUUCAGCUUGAUUUCGUUGUAAUUUCGUUAACCGGAGGAAGCCUCUUGAACCAAUCUGCUUCUUCUUCACUUUUAACCGUACACGUAAUAAUAAUCGUUGUAAAGUAAGUUUUAGAUGAAAGAGAGAGAGAGAGAGAAUGGGGAAACGCACAAAGGAGCGAGUGUGUGCGCGCGCGCGUGCGAGUAUAAACAAUUGUACAUAAACGAUAAAAGAAAGAAAAAAAUUGUAAUUGUAUUCCUAUCUAAUAUAGAUAUAAUCGUGCAAGCCUGGAUCUAAAAAAAAGAUGAGUAAGGACGUUGAUUGUUUUUUAUAUAUAUAUAAUUAUAAAUAUAUAUUAAAGGGUGGAGCUCUCCCCUGAAUAUUAAGAGAUAAUUAAUUACAAUUAAUAAUAGAGAUACCUGUAACUAAAUAUUGCUUUAUUAAAUGGGUGUUUAUUAAA